AUGCCUGCGCCAACCUACAUCAUCAGCAAGGUCGCUGACCCGAUCUUUGCUCUCUUCAUUGGGUUGUCUGCUGCAGCAACGAGGAUCAACCGUGAGGAGAAGGAUAAGGGCAGGUCAACUUCUGACACUAUCAAUGCGGGUCUGAGGAGGACUGGUCUAUCCAGGUUUGCUUCAUCGCCCUCGCAACACUGA
Diaporthe batatas is the source of this 192-nucleotide messenger RNA. RefSeq lists its product as uncharacterized. Gene Ontology annotation, biological process: protein secretion. The record is from RefSeq and is a predicted model, not a curated record. Bases 1 to 192 code for a protein of 63 amino acids. The transcript is spliced from 2 exons. NCBI's taxonomy places the organism in Eukaryota, Fungi, Ascomycota, Sordariomycetes, Diaporthales, Diaporthaceae.